Molecule: messenger RNA, 1805 nt
Organism: Prosopis cineraria
Lineage: Eukaryota; Viridiplantae; Streptophyta; Magnoliopsida; Fabales; Fabaceae
Product: cytokinin dehydrogenase 2-like
Exons: 5
Coding region: 55-1617 (520 amino acids)
Biological process (GO): cytokinin metabolic process
Molecular function (GO): FAD binding; cytokinin dehydrogenase activity
Source: RefSeq, a predicted model, not a curated record
UCAAACAGAUCAACCAAAAAUAAAAACUAGUCUGCGAAUCAAAUAUAUAUAUAUAUGGGGAAGCCUUUCUUGGUGGUGCUAUGGCUGACCAGCAUCCUAGUAGUCUCCGAGGGACAAGAUGAGACACUACUGUCGGUGUUCCAAGGACCAACAGAGGUAACCAUAAGGCUGAGUCGUGACCCCGUGUCUCUGUCAGAGGGCUCCGCAGAUUACGGCCACAUGGUUCACAAGAGCCCCGUGGCGAUCAUGAACCCGGUGGCCACGAGUGACAUAUCGGUGCUCAUAAAAUUCUCAAACUCGUUGACCGUUCCGUUCAAAGUGGCGGCGAGAGGGGAGGCUCACUCGGUGAGCGGGCAAGCCAUGACAGAUGGUGGGGUUGUGGUGAACAUGAGCAAUUUCAGAGACGUUAAUAAUGGCGGUGGGGUGCUUGUGACGUCGGAGAGUACGGCGGCGAUCGGCGAUUACGUGGACGUUGGUGGUGGGCAGAGGUGGAUCGAUGUUCUGCGUGACACGCUCAAACGUGGGCUCUCACCUCGUUCUUGGACGGAUUACUUGUAUUUGACUGUCGGUGGUACACUGUCUAAUGCUGGGAUUAGUGGCCAAACCUUCAGGUUUGGUCCUCAGAUUCAAAAUGUUUACGAGCUCGAUGUUGUUACAGGGAAAGGAGAAGAAGUGACAUGUUCUCCUGAAAUUAACUCGGACCUUUUCUACGCUGUUCUUGGAGGUUUAGGCCAAUUUGGGAUCAUUACCAGAGCCAGAAUUGCUCUAGGGUCGGCACCAUCCAGGGUGAAGUGGCUGCGAUUGCUUUACAAUGACUUCUCUGUACUAACUUCAGAUCAAGAAAGACUAAUCUCGAUGAACGAAAGCGUGCAAACCAACAUCCCUAAUUACUUAGAAGGAUCGCUUCUGCACAAUGAAUCAUCCUUGGAUCUUUCCUUCUAUCCACAGACUGAUCGUCCAAGAAUCACUUCCCUCAUCAACCAAAACGGCAUCGUCUACAUCUUAGAGCUUGCCAAGUAUUACACCAACGAUUCUCAGACAACCGUCGACAAGGAAGUGGAGGAGCUGAUAAGUCGGUUAAAGUUUGUGCCUACGUUUGUGUUCGAGAAGGAUGUGUCAUACGAAGAGUUUCUGGACCGGGUUCGCAGUGAUGAGCUUGUUCUUAGGCCUCAAGGACUCUGGGAUCUUCCUCAUCCAUGGCUCAACAUAUUCGUUCCAAAAUCUCGAAUCUUGGAUUUCGGUGAAGGCGUCUUCAAUGGCAUUCUUCUCAACCAAAACCUUUCUGCAGGAGUCGUCCUCUUCUAUCCCAUGAGUCGAAACAAGUGGGAUGAUAAGAUGUCUGCUAUGAUUCCAGACGAAGAAAUUUUCUACGUUGUGAGUCUUCUGCAGACGAGCACGUAUGAUAAAGUGGAAGCAUACCAGAAACGAAACCAGAUGGUGUUGCAGUUCUGUAAGGAUGCUGGUAUUCAGAUAAAGCAAUAUCUUCCGCACAACAUGACGAGGAACGAUUGGACCGAUCACUUUGGAGUCAAAUGGAAGGUUUUUCAACAGAGAAAAGCUCGAUAUGAUCCCAAUCAUAUUUUGUCACCUGGGCAAGGCAUUUUCACUGAACAAUAAAUAUAAUUAAGCUGCGCGCGCGCGCCCCUUUCUCUUCUUGUUCAUCUUAAUUUGUAUUUUAGUAUUCGAUCAUACCACCAGAAUUAGGUCAAUUUAUGUAUAAAUAAGUGGACGGUUUUAAUUUGAAGCUAAAUGUAAACAAUAACGUCUAUGCCAUCUUUAUGGUAAAUAUUGCAAUUGCUUAAAGA